Messenger RNA from Didymodactylos carnosus, 1698 nucleotides. The record is from the annotation of a GenBank genome assembly. Lineage: Eukaryota; Metazoa; Rotifera; Eurotatoria; Philodinida; Philodinidae.
AUGUUGAAUGUAACGUCAUGUGAAAAAGCUCUAAUCGAAUUGUCAAUAUCAUCAAAUAAUGAUUAUAUAAAUACUGAACCAUUUAGAACAAUAACAUUGGCAUUAUUAAGAAUUUAUCCACCCUUGUUUGUUAUUAUCGGUACUAUAGGUAAUAUAUUGUCAUUUUACGUUGUUUUACGUUCAAAAUUACGUAAAAAUUCAACAUUUAUCUAUUUAGCCGUAUUAAGUAUAAUUGAUUUACUCGUACUCUAUACAUUUUGUUUUAAUUUUAUGAUACAUUCUUGGUUUCAAAUUGAUAUUCAACAAUAUUCUUUAUUUGCAUGUAAACUUUAUUCAUUUUCAAUUUAUUUUUUUCCACAAGCGAGUGCAUGGAUAUUAACAGCUGUUUCACUUGAUCGUGUUAUUGCAUUAACUCGUGUACGAAAACCAAAAAAUACACGUUUAACAUAUAUUACAUUAUUAAUUAUAUUUACGUUUUUAUUUUUAUUAAAUGUACAAUUUUUUUUCUAUGAUAAUAAGUAUUCAUCAUCAAAAGAUAAAAAACAGACAAUAAAACGAUCAUCAUACACCGAUGUUUCUUCUUCCAGUCAUGGUAUUACGUGGCAUGAUUCUCUAGCAUCAUCUACACUAUCAAUAGAAAAUUCUAGUCAGUAUAAUAAUCGUGGCGAUUUUCAUAUCGUUUCUUCUCCAUCAUCAUCAUCAAUUUAUCAUCUUGUCGAUGAUGAUAUUGAUAUAAAUGUUGUUCAAUGUUCAUCAGAACACAAUAAUAAAUAUCGUUUUUUUUACUAUAAUGUUUGGAUUUAUAUUGAUGCUACAAUUAAUGUUUAUUUACCAUUUACGUUAAUGUUUUUAUGUUCAAUUGUCAUAUUUAUAAGUGUUGUUACAACAAUGACAGAUGCACAUAAUUCAAAUAAACGUAUUGUAGCUAAAAAUUUAAGUGUAAUGUUAUUAAGUGUUAAUGCCAUGUUUGCAUUAUUAACUGCACCAAUUGUUUUCUAUUUAAUGUUUGAACAAAAAACAUUUUCAUCAAAUUCCAUAUUAAAAAAUAAAUGUAAUCUACGUUUAAAAGCUAAAUAUAAAAUGAUUAAAUUAAUAUGUAUUAUAUUAAUGAAUGCAAAUCAUACAGGAAAUAUUUUAGUCUAUUGUUUAACGGGUACUGAAUUUCGUAAACAUUUUUUUAAUGUUAUCGGUAUAUGGUUUCAGACAAAUAGUCAAUUUAAACGAAAACAAUAUUUAAGACGAAAAGAUUGUAAACGUUUAUCAACAGCACAAUAUUGUACACAUGAUAGUGGAGGAAAAGAUAGUGAUAAUUCUGGUACAUCAAUUAAAAAACAAAAACAACAUCAUCAUCAACAACAACAACAACAACAAUCUUCACAAAAACCAUUUUCACAAACGAUUAUAAAUGAUCUAGGAAAUUUGAAUGAAGAACAGAUGGAGAUUGAUGAAGAGAAAACAAAAGAAUUUUCUUUACAUAAUAAAAAAUCACCAUUUGAUGAAAUCUAUUAUAUUGACAAAAGUCAUGAACAACAUCAAAUGUCAUAUCCCAUAUUGAGACGAACUUAUGUAAAUAACGUUAAUCAAUCAAAUCGACAUAAACGAUAUGUAUUAUUGACAAAUAAAGAUAGAGGACUAAAUCAAAGUAAAUAUACAUUUUGGCUUCUAGCAUACCUAAAUGUAAAACGAUGUGAUCCAUAG